Messenger RNA from Patella vulgata (common limpet), 1361 nucleotides. RefSeq names its product cilia- and flagella-associated protein 300. Bases 59 to 850 code for a protein of 263 amino acids. The transcript has 7 exons. Lineage: Eukaryota; Metazoa; Mollusca; Gastropoda; Patellidae. The record is from RefSeq and is a predicted model, not a curated record.
AUCAUGCAAGUCUUUUCAUGUAAUAAACAAGUUCGACAGCAGACCUAACGACGACGCGAUGGAGAGCGCGGCUUCAAAAUUUACAUUUUUACCUCUCAAAGACAAAAAAUUUCCCUCGAUAGAUGGAAAAGAAAACCAGGAUAAUUUGUUGAAAUGGUCAAUGAAAGGAAGAAUGAAAGCCCAGAUGUUUUGUUUUGAUCAGGUUUUUCAGCCAUAUGAAAAAGAUCAAUUUGUUCGGGAUUUUUUUAAAGAUGAAAAUGUGAUUAAUAAUUUGUAUAUUUUAACUGACAGUGGGAGAUGGACAUCUGUAGGUAUACCUUUAAAUCCUGUUUCCGUGGAAAUAGUUCCGUGUUCAGUAUUAGCCAUGACCUUAUUUGAUCGUCUGUAUAGUAAUAAUAUCGUGAGAGAAGGUGGAGCUAUCUGUAAAUGUCUUGAUGAGUUUUACGAUGAUUUUACUAUAUCAGAUGAACUAAGAAAGAUGUUGCUCUCGGAAGAUUCAGAUAAUUAUGACAUAUAUUCAGAUGCGGACAGAGAUGAAUUCUUAUUCCGUUUGUUUAAACACAUGUGUCUGGGUGGUCAAGUCUGCCAGUUUGAAGAUAAUAUCCAGCCUUAUUUAGAUAUAACUAAACAGAUAUAUAAAGACUUGAUAAGUGUACAGAAGAACAGUGAAAGUAAAGAAUUAAACAUCAUUUCAAGUGUAUAUAAAAUAACAGCUGGGACUGACAGCGGAUUGGUUUAUCCAUCAGAUACAGAGCACGAGCAGACAUUCUCUUAUUUUAUUGUGGAUCCGUUAAAACGUCAUAUCACAGUAUUUUAUCAUCGAUUUGGAGCCUCAGCGUUUGAUUCCUAGUUGUCAGAAAUAUAUUAAAUACUUUACUUUCAUUUCAAAUCAUUAUCCAUUGCUUAAUUAAGGAUAAUAUUGUUAUUCAGAUUACAUGUGACAUGUUAUUCAGAUUGCAUGUGAUGUGUUAUUCAGAUUAAAUGUGACAUGUUAUUCAGAUUGCAUAUAACAUGUUAUUCAGAUUGCAUGUAACGUGUUAUUCAGAUUACAUGUGACAUGUUAUUCAGAUUACAUGUAACAUGUUAUUCAGAUUGCACGUAAUGUGUUAUUCAGAUUGCAUGUAACAUGUUAUUCAGAUUACAUGUUUCGAUUCCCCUCCUGUAUGUGACAAGGAGUAGGGUCGCCUGUACAACUUUAUUGGUUUUCUCCCUCAAGCCAAUUAUUGUAAUAAAAUUGUCCCGAAGUGACAUAUUUUGUGUCAAGUGGAUGUUAACUCCCUCCUUGUUCUAACUACUCAAACCCUCCAAAUUCAUUCCAUUAUAUUCUUUUUAUUUAUUGUAAUAAAUUAUUUUUGAAUAAA